Messenger RNA from Physella acuta, 4600 nucleotides. RefSeq names its product protein transport protein Sec24C. The record is from RefSeq and is a predicted model, not a curated record. Lineage: Eukaryota; Metazoa; Mollusca; Gastropoda; Physidae. Gene Ontology annotation, cellular component: endoplasmic reticulum exit site; COPII vesicle coat. Gene Ontology annotation, molecular function: zinc ion binding; SNARE binding. Gene Ontology annotation, biological process: COPII-coated vesicle cargo loading; intracellular protein transport; endoplasmic reticulum to Golgi vesicle-mediated transport.
ACGUGGCAUGAAUACGCAUGUACGGAAGUGAAAUACAGCUUCCCGUACGUGGCAAAGUGUCCGUGGAAUUUGUAUCUAAAUUUGUUGUCGUUGGCAAUAAUGAUAAGAAUUGUAUGAAAAUAUAACCGAAACCAAAAGAUAAUCAAUGAGUGGGCAGUUUCCAUAUCCAGGAGGACCUCCACCUUCUAACAGUCUUCCUGGAACUCAACAGCCUCCAGUUUUCAAUGGGGUCUUACAGCCAGGUCAAGGUUAUGGUCAGUCAGUUCCAGGAAAACCUGGACCUCCAUCUGUUCAAAAUGGCCCACCUUUUGGUUCACAGAUGAGACCUCAGUAUCCACCUCAGGGAACUCCUCCAGCUGGUGUUGGACCCCAAGCUGGAUUUCCACCAGGUCCUGGAAUGACUAGACCUCCCAAUCCUCUGGCAUCAGGGCCACCAGUAUCUCAGUUUAACAACAUGAACUUGAAUGAAGCAUCUGUUCGACCCGGUAUGCCACCACCACCAGGCUCAAUGGGACCUCCACCUCGUCCUGGUUUUAAUCAAAUGAAUGGCCCUCCUCCUCGAAGUAACAUGGGCCCUCCAUCAGUCAACAUGGGCCCUCCACCAGUCAACAUGGGCCCUACACCUGUUAACAUGGGCCCUCCACCAGUCAGCAUGGGCCCUCCAUCAGUAGGCAUGGGCCCUCCACCAUCUGGUAUGGGUUCGUUACCCCCCAACAGUAUGGGUUUGCAGACAGGUGGUAUGCCACCCACUUCUGGGAUGGGUCAUCCAGGUCAGCGUAUGCCGCCACCCACCAGUAUGGGUUACAACCCAACAGGAAGUCACCCUCCUCCACCAUCUGGCCCACCUGGUGGUCUGCCUCCCACUUCCUUAGGUCAGCCACCUCACAUGGCCAACCAGUUUCCUCCACCAGGCAUGAACCAGUACCCCAAUCAAACUAACAUGGGUCAUCUUCCACCCCAGGCAAGUCAGGGACAGCUUCCACCUCAAAGUAAUACAGGACAUCUUCCCCCUCAGAUAGGCCAGCAGCCAGGGAGUUUUCAGGGGCAAAUGCCACCUCCUACACAACAGCAGCAGCAACAGUAUACACCUAUGUCUGGUUCUAAUUACAAUAUGCCAACCCAAGGUAUGCUGCCCCCUCCUGGACAAUCACUACACUCACCAACACAAGGUGGCCCACCCAACACACCUGGUCAGAUUCCACCUCAGGGUGGCGUCGGCCAGUUCCCAGGUUCUGCCCCCUACACACCCCAACAGAUGGGCUAUCCCAACCAGCAGGCCCAACCUAUGCAGCCACCUCAACAACAGAAGCGGCUGGACCCUGAUCAAAUGCCUAGUCCAAUACAAGUGAUUGAAGAUGAUAAAAGAAACAGAUCUGGAUUUUACCAGACAGGAACUAAAGGAAGUGUUCCACCUCUAGUAACAACAAAUUUUAUAACACAAGACCAAGGUAAUGCCAGUCCAAGAUUUAUUCGGUCUACCAUGUACAAUGUACCUUGUACAGCUGAUAUGCUUAAGUCCGCCCACAUACCUUUUGCACUUGCCUUGACACCAUUUUCUGAGCUUGACCCACAAGAACAACCUCCACCUUUGGUUGACCUUGGCGAACUAGGCCCUGUCAGGUGUAAGCGCUGCAAGGCUUACAUGAAUCCUUUCAUGCAGUUUAUUGAUGGAGGCAGGAGAUUUCAGUGUGUUUUUUGUGGAGCUGCCACUGAUGUACCAAAUGAAUAUUUUGCACACUUGGACCAUACUGGCCGUAGGGUGGAUUGCUACAGCAGAGCAGAGUUGUGCUUAGGCUCUUAUGAGUUUGUAGCAACUAAAGAUUAUUGUAAGAAUGGAGUUCCCCCAAAGGAGCCUGCAUUUAUAUUUAUGAUAGAUGUUUCUUACAACAGUAUAAAAAGUGGUCUUGCCCAACUUAUUUGUGAUAAAUUAAAAUCUGAGAUUCUUGUCAAUUUACCCAAAGAAACUGGUGCUGUUGAAUCAGAAAUAAGAGUUGGUUUUGUGACAUACCACAAAGAGCUGCACUUUUACAAUGUUAAGAGUUCAUUAGCGCAGCCUCAAAUGAUGGUGGUGUCUGACUUAGAAGACAUGUUUGUACCACUGGUAGAUGGUUUUCUGGUUAAAUUAUCUGAAUCUGAAGGUGUGAUUGACAGCUUGUUGUCUCAGAUCCCCCAACUGUUUGCAGAGUCCAAAGAAACAGAGAUAGUUCUUGGACCGGUGAUACAAGCAGGUCUAGAUGCUCUCAAGUCAGCAGACAGGGCUGGCAGAUUGUACAUAUUUCACACUGGGCUCCCUACUGCAGAAGCACCCGGAAAGUUGAAAAACAGGGAUGAUCGUAAACUCUUAGGCACAGAAAAAGAGAAGACUGUAUUGACACCACAGGUCAACUUUUAUCACAAGCUUGGUACAGAAUGUGUAGCUGCAGGUUGUAGUGUGGAUCUGUUCUUGUUCCCCAACCAUUAUGUUGAUGUAGCCACUAUCUCAGAUGUCUGUAGAGUCACAGCGGGAAAUAUCUACAAAUAUAGUUACUUCCAGGCUGACCUGGAUGGUGAGAGAUUCAUUGAAGAUCUGAAGACCUCUGUAAAGCGCUCACAAGGGUUUGAUGCCAUUCUCAGAGUGAGAACAAGCACUGGUAUAAGGCCAGUUGAUUUCUAUGGCAACUUUUUUAUGGCCAAUACAACAGAUGUAGAAAUGGCAUCUAUUGACAGCGACUCUUCUGUUUGCCUGGAAGUCAAACAUGACGACAAGCUUAGUGAAGCUGAAGGUGCUUAUAUACAGGUCGCUGUGCUGUACACCACAGUAGGUGGACAGAGAAGACUGAGGUGCCAGAACCUUGCCCUUAACUGCUGUGCUCAAAUGGCAGAUUUAUUCAGGAGCUGUGAGCUUGAUGUACUCAUUAAUUUCUUUGCUAAACAAGCAAUCAGAACGAGCCUGAACGCUAACCCUAAACAAGUAAGAGAACACAUCAUGAACGAAGUGGCUCAAAUUCUGGCAUGCUAUCGUAAAAACUGCGCCAACCCUUCCUCUGCUGGUCAGCUUGUGUUGCCUGAGUGCAUGAAGCUGCUGCCUCUGUACUCUAACUGCGUCAUCAAGAAUGACAGCAUAUCUGGAGGCUCUGAGAUAUCAACAGAUGACAGGAGCUACUUGAUGCAUUUGGUCAAUGGCAUGGAUGUCAAGUUGUCAAAUGUCUUCUUUUACCCAAGACUUCUGCCUUUUCACACACUUGAUAUGGAAUCAAAUGACAUGCCAGUAGCAAUUAGAUGUUCCAUUGAAAGACUGGAAGACACCGGCAUAUACUUAUUAGAGAAUGGUCUCUCUAUGUUCCUGUGGAUUGGAUAUAAUGUGAAUCCUGAUUUGAUCCAAAAAAUAUUUGCAGUGCAGAGUGCUGCCCAAGUUGAUAUUGAUAAAGUGAAGGUGCUCCAGCUAGACAAUCCAGUGUCACGUAGGUUGUGUGACUUGAUAGCUAAGAUCAGGGAAGAAAGGUCAAGGUAUCUUAAGCUGACCAUUGUAAGACAGAGGGACAAGCUUCAGGCCUGGUUUGACCACUUCCUGGUAGAAGACAAGGGAAUGAACUCAACUAGCUCCUAUGUGGAUUUUCUUUGUCAUAUACAUAAAGAGAUCAGAAACAUACUCAACUAACACCUGACUACAUUUUCUAACUGAGCAGCUGAGGUACCCAACAAAAGUUGACAUGACAGAUCAUCUGACAGACAAAAUCUGUUUGUUCCAAGUUGGCAUUAUCAUUAUUAUAAUCGGCUUUAGUCUGAUUUUAAAAAUUACAAAAAAAUACGUCAUCGGUUAAAGAUAAAAAAAAACUAUUGUGAUUAGUUUUUGUUUCUAUUGUAGUAUAGUGGUUACUAGAAAGUGCAAUUUCUAAUGUUUGAUCACAAUGUUGUAGAGAAUUUGUUCAAUGAAAAUAUACUGCUUGGUUUCUACUUGGUUUAACUGUUUUGUAUAAAGAUUUUUUUUUAACCAUGAAUUAUUUAUUCAACCAAGUAUUGCAGAGUGUCUCCCUAAUCAUGUAGAGGAUUACAUUUUUUUAUGUCAUAAAUUUUACACUUUUUUUCCCAUCUUUGUCCAUUAAUAAAGUUUUUUUUUUUAAAACAUUGAAGGCUAUGGUUUUAUUUUGUAUCUUGUUAUUACUAGCAUUGAGUUUUUUUUUUUGUUUAAAAUUUCAAAUCUGUGAUUGAUUUUUGUUUUCAUUUGGAUACAGCUGUUAAUCAGUUUUUAUCCAAUUAGGUAAUGGGAGUAAAUAGUAAUUACACAAUGAAAUAACAAGAGUGAAAGUCAAUUUUUGUGUAAUGGAAACUGACUUGUGGUGAAAAAGGCGUUGAGAAAAAUGUGAAAUGACUAACUCUGCUAUGAAGCAACAAUGUAAAUACUUUAUAACUAAAUUAUAUGUACAUAUAGCAUGCCCUGUGCAUGUUGCUAUUCAAACAUUUAUAGUGCAGGGUUUCUUUUAUUGUUUUAUGAAGACUAAAUUCAUCUUAUAAAAUUGAAUGGUGAUUUUUUUUUUUCUGAGCUGAUUUAAAUGGUCGGUAAAUAUGAAUUAUAUUUGUUGCAUGCAAUCUUGAUGUAAAUAAACAGCAUAUUUGACUUGUA